This is a messenger RNA of Plenodomus lingam JN3, 1836 nucleotides long. The record is from RefSeq and is a predicted model, not a curated record. NCBI's taxonomy places the organism in Eukaryota, Fungi, Ascomycota, Dothideomycetes, Pleosporales, Leptosphaeriaceae.
AUGAUGGAUCCCCAACAUGACCACGAUGAUGACAGAGUCAGCCCGGUGAGCUACUCACAUCGCGGCUGGAGCCCUCCUCCACGAUUUCAAGAAGUACACCAACAGCCUGCGACCGGGGCAUUUUCGGGAAUACAGUACAGUCCGCCUUCCCCGCCAAGCGCCCAUCCAACCCUUCAUGAACAUGCAGAGAUCGGGACUGGACAACGAUUGUCGCAAGAGAAUGAUACUCAUCAGUCAGGGUACGACAACUUCCAAUGGUGCUCAACUCAAAACAACCCUGCUGGUCUCGAGGUCGACGAAGCUCCUCUUCUCGAGUCUGACAGUUUCAGCAGAUACUACACCGACGAAAAACUGCCCUGCGGUCCUGAUCAUAAUGUUGUACCACCAACUCCUGAUUACUCGGCACCUGAAGUUGUGCCGGGCCAGUUCCUUCCCCAAUCGUUGGCUGAACGACCACUUCCGCCAUCCCCAGGUGGAAGCUCCAUGCCCAUCUCUCCUCACCCGAGAGUGUCAGAUUUCACUGAGCAGGCUGGCCACCCUAGGUCUUCAUCAUCUGACAAGAUACCGGUACCAGAGCCAGCCAACGAUCGGACGUACUGGGGUAUGAAGAAGCGCAAAUUCUUUAUACUCGUAGCGUGUGUCUUAAUCUGGGUCAUCGCUCUUGCGAUGGGCUUAGGCCUGGGUUUGGGCCUAGGACUCAAGGGUAGCUCAUCGGAUGAUGGUCCAACAGAUCCAAUAUGCCGAAGCAAUCCAGAGUUAUGUAUGGGUGGCGCACUCAGCGCCAAGUACAUUUCACAAAGAGGUGCUUUCAACGGCAGUGGGAUUGCUUUGGCUGGUGAAUCAUGGAACACGGGUCAACGACGUAUCUUCACGCUGUACUUUCAGCACCAUACUGGGGACAUCAGAUUCAUGCAAUACACGACUGACCGAAAAUGGAUUGGUGGAACAAAGGCUGAAACGGUUGCAGGCGAUGUCAAGGACGCCUCUCCGAUCUCUGCUGUCUCCUAUGCCGUCAACUCGACGCAAUACGUGACAAGGACCAACCAGACCGAGAUAUGGCAAGCCGGUCAUUUGAACGAACUCAACUUGAAGGCAUUCAGCGCACCAACUAGCGGUCUACAAGCCUGCUGGAAGGGUAACUACUAUGGUGACUCCGACUUUUCCCGAUUCCCAACAGCCUCUGGCAUAACCAAUCAACAGCCCUUCGACGAGCGCCUAGGCAUGAAUCUCUGGUUCGCAACAGACAAUUCCACAUUCCAGCAAUACGCCUGGUACAACGGGCAAGACGUCUGGGUCCCUGUGCAAGAAUGGAAAGAUGUCAAUGGCCACGCCGGCGUGGGCUGUUACAGCUGGGGCGAAGGCACAUCCACUUACACCAUGCUCGUCAACAAGGAAAACGACGUUGAAUUCUGGUGGCGCGACACAAACACCACCCGCCCUGCCACAGAGGCCCAUCCAAUCAACAAGUGGACCAAUGCCUCCAACGCCGCCAUUCGCGGCGUCUAUCCCGCCAGCUCCCUCGGCUUCACUACCUAUUUCUACGCCCAAAUGGAGGAUAGGACUAUCCAGGGGUUCAAUGUCACGUUUGCAUCCGAAAAUACAACUUUUGUCCCGGACGAAACCUUUACUAUUACCGAUCCUGCGGGCCCUGUCAAAGGGCUGGGUGGCACCCACAUGAGCGUCACGGCGUUUGCGGAGAGAGAUGCGAAUCGCAGGACGAUUUGGGACAGCUUGUAUGUAUUUUACCAGGCCGAGGGAGAUGACAUUACAGCCUUUACAAGGCCGUUGGCUGGCGGCGAGUGGACCAAGGGGAAAUUGGCGAUUCCAUUGGAGUAA